Molecule: messenger RNA, 1692 nt
Organism: Chondrus crispus (carragheen)
Lineage: Eukaryota; Rhodophyta; Florideophyceae; Gigartinales; Gigartinaceae
Exons: 2
Biological process (GO): DNA integration
Molecular function (GO): nucleic acid binding
Source: RefSeq, a predicted model, not a curated record
CCAGUAGCAUACGCUUCACGGAAACUGAAUAAAGCAGAACAAGGAUACAGUACACAUGAAAGGGAACUUCUUGCUAUUUUGAUAGCAUUUACACUAGUAAAGGUGGAUGAAAAUAUUCUCAAAAGCCUUGAACGAGAGUACAGAAAGGACCCCGAUUUCAAGAAUGCGUUUGAAACCCAACCUGCUCCGUUCAGUAAGAACAAAAACCGCCUUUACUUUGAGAAUAGGCUCUGUAUUCCGAAAGGAAAGAUCAGAGAAAUCGUGUUGCACGACAAUCACGAAUCUCUCUUUGGUGCACAUCGAGGAUUCAAAAAGACCUUACAAUAUGUCAGGAGACAUUUAUAUUGGCCUAGCAUGAACAAAGAACUACACGAAUACAUCAAGACAUGCCCAAAGUGUCAAGAAGCCAAAAGCCUAACCCAGAACAAAGUGGGAAAAUUCAGACCAUUUCCGCUACCACUAAAGAAAUGGGAACAGAUAUCUAUGUACUUCAUAUUCGACCUCCCGAGGACAAAUACGAACAAAAGUGCUAUACUUGUUGUUGUGGACAAACUCUCGAAACACACGCAUUUUGUUCCAAUUGAAUCAAACCAUACUGCCAAAGAUACAGCAGAGGUGUUCUACAACGAGAUAUACAAACAUCACGGUCUUCCAAGAAAGAUAAUAUCAGACCGUGACACAAGAUUCACAAGUACUUUAUGGAAGGAAAUCAUGAAGCUACUACGAGUCAAGUUAAACUUAUCAACCGCCUUCCAUCCUCAAACUGAUGGACAAUCAGAAAGGGCAUUCAGAACAUUGCAAGAAAUGCUACGUUGCUUUGUUAGCUAUACGCAAAGAGACUGGAGUAAACACCUACCAGGACUCGAGUUUGCGUACAACAAUCACAUAAGUGACACAACCAAACAAACUCCUUUUUUCCUAGAGUAUGGCCAGCACCCACUCUCUGUUUCUGACGUCCUCCACUCUGAUGGAUCAGAAACACCUACUGUGACCACACAAAGGUUUUUGGAGAACAUAAGAAGAGCUAAUGAAAUAGCAAAGCUGUCCAUCACAGCUUCGAACGAACGAAACGCCCAAAAAGUCAACAAACACAGAAGAGAUCAUUCAUUUCACCUAGGAGACCAAGUAAUGCUCUCGACGAAGAACUUACCACUCAAGACAGGAAGAAGCAAAAAGUUAUCACCGAAGUACAUUGGACCAUUCGAAGUCAUCGACAUCCUAGCGUCCGGAAACGCAUACAAGUUGCAACUACCAGAGAAAUAUCAAAACCUUCAUCCUACAUUCCACAUAUCUCUUCUCAAGCCAUACUACAAUGAUCAACAUAGAAGAACUAUCGGUCGCGAGUCUGCAUUUCAGACCGAAGACAAGAUGCCGCCUACAGUUGACCUCAUUUCCCACCGCAACACUCAAGACUUUAUCGAUUUCUUAGUAUCAGAAACUCAGGAAACAUACUUCAAGACAAAUGGAUUGACGAACAAGACCUUCCAAGCCACAAGCCUUCUAUUCAACGUUACUUCGACUCCAUCACCUACUACCCACCUCCAAGCUUAUUUGAGGACGAAUAACCAUCUUAAAGGGGGAGGAGUUGUAACGGUUGAAGGACAAGCACAGUAUGUAUGUCUUUGUAGUUUUACUUUUUAUAAACAUACUGCGCGUGUUUUUCCCGAAUGGACUGGCUCCUCCAUUCUUUAA